Molecule: messenger RNA, 2287 nt
Organism: Eupeodes corollae
Lineage: Eukaryota; Metazoa; Arthropoda; Insecta; Diptera; Syrphidae
Gene: Orc3
Product: origin recognition complex subunit 3
Exons: 7
Coding region: 115-2205 (696 amino acids)
Biological process (GO): DNA replication; DNA replication initiation
Cellular component (GO): nuclear origin of replication recognition complex; DNA replication preinitiation complex; nuclear pre-replicative complex
Molecular function (GO): DNA replication origin binding
Source: RefSeq, a predicted model, not a curated record
CAAACAAAAAUUUGCAACUGCCACGGGCACGAUCAUUAUAUUUUUCUGCAAGCUAAACAAUUUUUAUAAUUUAAUAAAUGAAACUAUAAAGAUAAGACUUUAAAAUUAUAUAAAAUGGAUUCAACAAUAUCAGUUUCAAAGGGGUGUUUCGUAUUCAAAAACGGUGCAACUCGCGCCCAAAAAGGAACAACCAAAUCCAAAAAAGCCAAACAAUCUAUAGCACCGCUUCUGGGAAAAGAAAUAACCGAUCAGCCCUUUUAUAAGACAUACUCACAAACGUGGACAAACUUCAUAACAGAUAUUGAGGCUCUGCAACGAGAGUGUUGUUCCAAAACCUUAGGGGAUUUGGUUGAUCACAUCGGGAAGGCAUACAGUGGGGAUAGCAGUUCGGUAAAGAAUAUUCUUCCAGCUGCUGCUUUACUAACUGGAAUAAAUCAACCCGAUCACCAUGAACAAUUCGAAACCCUAUCGCAACGGAUAAAGGAACAACUCUCGGCGAGUGUUUGUGUCAUUCAAUCACGCGAUUGCUCGAGUAUCAAGGCAGCUGUUGAAACAAUGGUUUAUGGUUUUGUUGAGGAACCCUUCGAGGAGGAUGAGGACGACAGAGAUCAUAAGCGUCUGCGUCGAUCACAAUGUACUAUGCAGGUUCUCGUUGAAUGGCACAAGAGUUCCAAUGCGGACGCCAGUUUGGUUGUAAUUUUACCAGAUUUUGAGUGUUUCAAUGGGAAAAUACUUCAAGAUUUCAUUUUGAUUUUAAGUUCAUAUUGUGCCAAGAUUCCGAUUGUAUUGAUAUUGGGUGUGGCGACUGCUGUUUCAGCCUUGCACAGUACCCUGCCAUACCACGUGACCAGCAAGAUAAGAUUGAAGAUCUUCCAAACACAAGCCGCUCCAGUUGGAUUAAAUGAGAUAUUGGAAAAAGUGAUCCUGUCGCCAAAGCAUUCGGUCCGCUUAUCUGGUAAAGCCUUCAAGUUCUUAACGCAUAUUUUCUUAUUUUAUGAUUUCUCAAUAAAUGGAUUCAUACAAGGAUUUAAGUACUGUCUUAUGGAGCACUUCUUCCAAGGCAACGCAUAUGCCCUGUGUACAUCCUACUGGUCGUCUCUUAAAAUGAUCAAGUCUCUUACGCACGAGGACAUGGAAACUAUUCGUCAUCUCUUGUCCUUUCGUCCUUAUGUUGAGGCUUUGAAUGAUUGCCAAAAGGUCAUAGCCAUACUCACCGACGAUGGGUAUCUUAAAAAGAAAUUACCAAAACUUCUUCGGGAUUGUCAUUUACACUUCGUCUACUUUCGCACGUUCCUUGAAUUUUUAACAGUUCUUGUGCAAAACUUACCCAAAUCGCCGUUGGGAAAACUCCAACGGGAGCUCUAUUGCAAUUGUUUGUCGAAAGAUAUCACCGACACGACAGAAUUCAAGGAAUCAUGGCAAAUGCUAGGAUUUAUGUCAAAAGAUGAGUUUGUUGCGAGUGUUUCGAGAGCUAUCACAGCAACAAGUGAUUUUGUCACCUCUCAAGAUGAAGACUUGGAUCUCACUGAAAUAUUUCGACCAAAAAUAAAUGAAAAGUUGGACGCUCUUAAGGAACUCCUUACAAAAGUCGUGAUGGCCGGCAUGGAGGUUAAGAUCCAUUCUAAAGCUUCAAACAGCGAUUUGAAGGAUGACCUUAAGCAAAUCAGUCGCCAUGACUUGAAGGAAAAACUUCUACAAAUGUCCAAACAAGAAAAACCAAUUUCAGAUUUUACGAAAUCAGUAAAUGAAACUUUGGACUUCAUUAAAAUCCACAUAGUUGAAGAAUACCUCAAGCCUCUGACUAAAGCCCCGCCAUUGUAUGAAUUGUUUGUUUUCUCAGACAUUGCUACAGUUCGAAGGAAUAUCAUAGGAGCUCCACGGGCUGCUUUGCAUAUGGCUUUAAAUAACCCGAAUUAUUAUUUGCAGUGUAAAUGUUGUGAGUUGGAUAGUAAUUUGUCAAUGGUUCCGACAUUGCCGGAUCUUUCGGUGGCGUACAAAUUGCAUUUGGAGUGUGGAAAGAUGAUAAAUCUUUUUGAUUGGUUGCAGUCGUUUCGAUCGGUGGUGGAUUAUAGUGAGGAAGAUCAGGAGCAAGUAGAUCCAGAGAUUCAAGCUCGUUUCACACGCGCUGUUGCAGAGCUACAAUUCCUGGGCUACAUAAAAACCUCUAAACGGAAAACUGACCAUGUAACGCGUUUAACGUGGUAAUUCAUUUUUUUCGUUUGUUUUCAUUUCGCCAUUAUUUAUUUUAAAAUAAAAAAGAAAAACUGUUAUUUAUGUUUUCAUUGAA